AGUAGGAAGCAGAGCUGGGGGAAAGGAAUGGCAGGAAGGAGACGGCAGACGAAACUGGAGGCUUAAGCUUUUUAGUGAAACAGUGGCUGAUGAGUCUUGUUGCUUUGACAAACACUUUGUUCAGUUCUAGUACAGCAUCUCAGAGUUUUAAGAGCAUGGUUCUUUCAAGUAGAAUGGUUGUGUUGGCUCCUAUGUAGUAGACAUUUUCUUGGGUUUUGUUGUUUGUUUUUUUUUUUAAUUUUGUUCUUUUCGUCCUUGAGUGGUGCUCUAAUACCAAGUGAUGUACAAGAACAUAAUGCCAGUGUUGCUGUUUUUCACACACACACCUUUACAUUCUUGCCUUUUUGUUUAUCUUUUUUCCCUUUUCAUUUAUUUUCAUGAAGCAUAUGACAGCACUAAUGGAUGCUUCUCAUUAGGAAAGCUUUUAAAUUUUACAAAAAUCAAUAUGUAAAGUAAUUUAGGACCUUAAAAAAUCCUUGUGAAACUAGAACUUUUUUUUUUUAAUGUUCCUCUUAAUUCUAAUGCUUACUAAAUCUAACCUUUUAAAUUGCAUUCAUGAAUUCAUUGUGAUCAGAAACUGCUUCCAUUCUUUCUUCCUUGUAUGCAUAUCUCCAGCUCUAGUUAUGUAAAGCCUAAAUUGUGUGUGUAUAGAUGCAUCUACAUCUUUUAGAAAUACUUAAGAUCUUAAUGAAAAAAAAUCAAACUUUUUCUUUUUGUCUCAUUUAAUAUGAUUUGUUUUAUACUUUGAUUUAGUUUAGCUUUACUUCUGUUUAUUCACGAGAUCAGUAAUUUAGCUCUGAAACUCAGGCCAGGAUUAAUCCAAGAUGUAGUGAGGCUUGAGGUGAAUGUCCUGUUUUGCUUUUUCUUCCGUUUCCUGUGCUUGAAAUGUCCACUCAGCUGGAUUGUUGGGAUAUGCUAUGAUGACCUUAUAGAGGGAAGAAACAGGAGUGGCAUCUAAUGAAGCAACAGCAGAGAAUUUGGGAGUUUUUUGACACUGCCGUUGGUUUUCUCAAGUUCUGGAAGUAGCAGGACGUUUGGUUGCUAACUGACCUGGAACUUAUGCUCCACCUUGGAAAGAUCUGCAGUGGGAGCCGUUCACCUUCACAUACCCUGUAGUUUUCUGCCUCAGAAGAAAAGGACUUGGUGUGUGAGAGUGGCACAAGGUGACAAUGUAACAUAGGUGAUGCUGAAGGUCUCCUGAGAAGAACUGACUCUGUAAGAGGCUUCUCCUUCAUCCUCCUCUCCCCCGCCUUUUUUUUUUUUUUUUGAUAACUCCCCCUUUCAGUAUCUACAAGCAAGAUGCCAGCCAAGACACCCAUCUACUUGAAAGCCGCUAACAACAAGAAAGGGAAGAAAUUCAAACUAAGGGAUAUCUUGUCUCCAGAUAUGAUCAGUCCGCCACUUGGAGAUUUUCGUCACACCAUACACAUUGGAAAAGAGGGACAACAUGAUGUUUUUGGAGACAUCUCCUUUUUGCAGGGCAACUAUGAGCUAUUGCCUGGAAAUGAAGGAGAAACUAGAGGUAGCCAAUCUGAUGGCCACAGUGAAUUCUUAAGGGCAAACAGCACUUCUGAAUCCAUGUUUACAGAAACUCCAUCACCAGUGCUCAAAAAUGCUAUUUCCCUUCCUGCCAUUGGGGGUUCUCAAGCUCUCACGUUGCCCUUACUGUCACCAGUGACAUUUAAUUCAAAACAAGAAUCCAUCAAGUCAUCAAGAAAUCCUAGGCUUAGCUGUGAGCCAGUAAUUGAAGAAAAGUUGCAGGAGAAAAGUAAACAGAUGGAAGAUGGAGAAUCAUACAAAGAUGACUUAUGGGAGCAAAAUGGUUCUUCAUCACAUUUUUCUAAUGGUAGAGACAGUCACUCAUCCAGCUUUUCUGAACGAUGCACUGAUUGGCAAACAGUUGAUUUAUUUGAUGACAGUCAACUUUCGUGUGAACUAACCAAGACAAAGUCAGAAGAAUCCCUUUCAGAUCUUGCAGGCUCUCUUCUCUCAUUACAGCUUGACUUGGGACCUUCACUUUUGGAUGAGGUCCUCAAUGUAAUGGACAAGAAUAAAUAUUAGAACUGGUACUCCUUGCUUUCUUGUAAGUGAUUCACUUAAACAAAACCAACAACAAAAAAAAACCACCAUUCAAGAGUAGAGACGCUUAAAAAUCAGCUGUAUUUGCAGUUGUUUGACGGGUUUUCUAAAAAUAUUCAUAAAGUACUAUUUUUUUACCUAUUGUUUUUCAUGAUUUUUAUUACACUAAAUUCUCGUAUCAGGAAGGUAAAUUUUAAUAACAAUUUUCAGCAAACAUAAAAUGUUUUUAAGUACCAGUAUAAUGAUCAGAAACUUAAGAAACGGAGUUUGAGGAUGAUACUGAUUGUGACAUUUGGUUAGUUCACUUCUACAGGCUUCUGAAUAUAUGAGACUCUGUAAGUGUCAGAAAGGAGAUUGGUAUUAUUCACUGUUACAGACUAUUACAACACCAUGUUACAUGUAGGCCUCUUUCUAGAACCUUAUGUGGGGGGGUCUUGAUUGUUGUGUUUUUUUUUUUUCCCUAGUACCACUUCUGUUAUACCUUCACAGUAACUAUUUCUGCAGUCUUAUACUACCGCUCUAUAUUCAGAUGUGAACGAUUUGAAGGCUUUUUUCAGCUUGAACACCUGGUCCAGAGUCUUGGCUGUUUUUAAUGAGUAUGCACAAAUUUACACAAGUUGAGGCUUUGGGCCUUGUAUUGUAUAUGAAAUGAUAUGUUGUAAACAGGUGACACAUGCAAGAUAUUAUGGUUAAAUUAUUUUAAAAGUUGAAAUAUAUUUUUUGUGUGUAUCUUGGCUUUUUACUGCAGAGCCUACACAUACAGUAUCUCAUCAAAAUAGUUGCUUGACAUUAUUGGUGCUCUUCUGAAAAUUGUAUAUUUGUGUGUUUGAAAAGAAAUAUGUAUUGAUAUUCCUUGCUUUUUUUCUUCAUUUAUUGCCACACAUGCUUAAACUUGCAACUGAUUAUUUUAACUUUUCAAGAAGGCACUGGUUAUUCACAACGCUUGUGAUGUGUGCUGCAACAGCCGAUGUUUUGGGAAAUGUGGAUCCUUUAAUACAGUACAUGGAUUGCAUAGAUAUCUUGUGCAAUACAAUAAAAAAAUUAAAUCGCUA
Messenger RNA from Cygnus atratus (black swan), 3131 nucleotides. It is a transcript of the gene CDC42EP3, whose product is annotated as CDC42 effector protein 3. The transcript has 3 exons. NCBI's taxonomy places the organism in Eukaryota, Metazoa, Chordata, Aves, Anseriformes, Anatidae. The record is from RefSeq and is a predicted model, not a curated record. Bases 1300 to 2061 code for a protein of 253 amino acids.